AUGAAAGAACUUCUUCAACAGCGAUUUCUUCCUCGGGAUUAUACCCAAAAUCUCUACCGCCAAUUACUUGACUAUCAACAAGGAAAUCAUUCGAUUUCUGACUACACUAAGGAGUUCUUACGUUUGAAGGCCCGGUGCAACAUCCAGGAAGACGGCGACCUUCAAGUUGCACGAUAUAUCCGGGGAUUGAACUCCGAGAUCCGGGAGCAGAUUGGAGUUCAAAUUUUCAUGUCUUUAAUGGAUGCCCGAGAGAUGGCUGCACGAGCAGAGGCACGAUUGACCCCGCAACCCCCUCGGCUGACUUAUCCCCGACGAAACUACCGGGAUACUCCUCUACCUCAGGCAACCGAAGCUGCUCCUCCAUGA
This is a messenger RNA of Linum trigynum, 366 nucleotides long. Lineage: Eukaryota; Viridiplantae; Streptophyta; Magnoliopsida; Malpighiales; Linaceae. The record is from the annotation of a GenBank genome assembly.